GUAGCAAAACCGUAACUUCAUAUUAAACUUAAAAUUCAGUAUUUCUUCAACUCUCCGGAUUAUCAUGUCCUAUAUUUCUGUCAGCUCAACUGUAAACAAGUUCUUACGAUGGAGAUAUCUCAGUCUUCCCCAGGGAGACAAAUGUCAAAUCACUUACGUCUGGAUCAGGGACACAAGCAACGAGAUGUGCAGCAAAACUCGAACUGUGGAUUCUGAACCAAAAGGCAUAGCUGAUAUACCAGAAUGGGUGUUUGCUUACCGAACUGAAAGAUCUGUAGCUGAGAUGUUACUGGUUCCCGUUUGCAUGUUCAGAGACCCCUUCUUUUUGGACCCUAACAAACUGGUUUUGUGUGAAGUGUUCGAGCAUACCCGAGAACCUGCAGAAUCAAACCAUCGUAACAGCUGUGACAAAGUCCUGCAGAUGGUCAAAGAACUCCGGCCCUGGUUUGGUAUGGAGCAGGAGUAUACACUUUUAGGAGUGGAUGGACACCCUUAUGGCUGGCCCAGACUUGGCUUCCCCAAACCACAAGGUUCAUAUAACUGUGGGGUUGGUGCUGACAGGGCCUUUGGCAGAGACAUUGUGGAGUGCCAUUUCAAAGCUUGUCUGUAUGCUGGCAUCAAAAUCAGUGGGAUUAAUGCAGAGACCAUGCCCUCUCAGUGGGAGUUCCAGGUGGGACCGUGUGAGGGAAUCGAGAUGGGGGAUCAACUGUGGAUGUCUCGAUUCUUGUUGCACAGAGUGUGUGAAGACUUUGGAGUCCUGGCCACUCUUGAUCCAAAACCCAUGGAAGGAGAUUGGAAUGGAGCUGGUUGUCACAUCAAUGUGAGCACUGUGCACACCAGAGGAGAGGGAGGAAUUGAGCACAUUGAGCGAGCCAUCGAGAAACUGAGAAAUUGUCAUGAUGAGCAUAUUCAAGUCUACGAUCCACAUGGGGGUGAAGAUAACAAACGACGCCUCACAGGUCUUCACGCAACCUCCAGCAUCCAUGAUUUCUCUGCAGGUGUUGCUGAUCGAGGUGCCAGCAUCCGCAUCCCUCGUCUGGUGGCGCAUAACAAAUGCGGUUACUUUGAGGACAGACGUCCUGCUGCCAACUGUGACCCGUAUGUUGUGAUCUGUGCAAUAGCCAGCACGUGCAUGCUGGAGAACAAUGUCAAUGGAUUAAAAUGAUACAAUCAAUUAUUUGUUUAACAAUAUCAGUUUAAUUGAUAUAACAUUUUAAUAUAUUAGCUAAAUGUUUUGCAGAAUAAGUAUUAAAAUGUUUAUCUCAAGCUAAAUCUUAUUAAAUUCAAUGUUAGCCUAAUGCUUGCUGUAUGAGAAAGGUGUUCAUAAAUCAAUAAUUCACUUAUUCCUGCGUUCUAACAUCUUUUGGUUUGAGCUUGUCUAGUAUGGACUGCAUUCCUUGCUGUGUUACUGACUGUCCAUAAGGGGGAGCAAUAGACAAAUGUUUAGCACC
Triplophysa dalaica is the source of this 1451-nucleotide messenger RNA. Its product is annotated as glutamine synthetase-like. Gene Ontology annotation, cellular component: cytoplasm. The transcript is spliced from 6 exons. Gene Ontology annotation, molecular function: glutamine synthetase activity. The record is from RefSeq and is a predicted model, not a curated record. The coding region runs from base 65 to 1165 and encodes 366 amino acids. Lineage: Eukaryota; Metazoa; Chordata; Actinopteri; Cypriniformes; Nemacheilidae.